CAAAACCGGAUAUGGCUUCUUUUGACAAAGAAAUGCUAGCCUAUAGUUUGAUAAACUCAGAGCUCUACAAGUUCUUGAACACUAUUAGCAUUGGCUACCAAUCCAAGAAAAUGGCGGAAAUUCUAAAGGAUAAGAAGAUCAAGAGCAAACUAUCCCAAGCAUUGUCCUACUAUACCAAGUUUACAAAGAAUGGACCUAACAAGAAGAAGAUUGAAACUGGACAACUCAAAUGGGAAGGCGACAAGCCAAUAGGACCUACACUCAAGGAAUUCAUAUUCUCCCUAUCUGAAGAAUGGAAUCUUGAUGAAGAGAUCACCUUCGAAGUUCUUAAUGGGUUCUUCUUCAAAGAAAAAUCUAUUCUCAAGAAAAUUGAUGAGUGAGAAAAAGCAAUCAAAGAAAUUAAGGAAAAAGUUCCGGGAAGAGUUGCAUCCUAUCAAGCCCAAUUAGAAGAUUUCCUGAUAAAGACUAAAGAGAAGCUUAAUGAGUUCUACAACAAGGAAAGAAAAUCCUUACUGAAAAUUUUGAUUUUUAUAUUCGUAUUCACAAGUAUCCAAGAUCCUGGAUCUAGGCAUCCAGCUUCAGACAUCCUGAAUCAUUUGAAGGAGACUAAUACUCUUAAAACUCUUGUAGGAUGCUUGAACACUAAUGCAAUCUCCCAGACAGAUCAGAGAAGAGACAAUACUCAAAAGCUUGAAAAUUUAUACCAGAGAUUGGAAGAGGAAGAGUUUCUCCUCCAAAGUAUCUUCUGCUUUAUUCUCAGUGAUGAAGAAAAAGACUUGGAUGAUGAAAAGUUUGCCUUGUUCAAUUAUUUUACUGAUUCAUAUUUCCAAGGAUAUGCCUUUCACAAAGAUCAAGACAUUGUUGUUACUGAGGAGUAUUCUAAAAUAUACCAGAAGGAGCAUCACAUUAGAGAUCUAAUUGCUUUUAUGUCUCUGAUUUGAUUAUCAGUGAACACGAAAGACCUAAAAAUUUCAGCUUCUCUUGGAAAAACAGUUGAUGCAGCUCUUGCUCUUCAUAAUGGAACAAUUGAUACUCUUUUGAGCCAGACUGCAUACAUUGUUGCUAUGUCUGCAUGCAAGAAUGAGAAUAAAGAUAUUAACUCAGUUUCUUCCUUUAAUAGAGCCAAGGUUAACUCAGUAUUUACAGAAAAGGAUGAUAAACUCGCUAUUGAUACUAUAAUGGGACUUCUAGAUAGUCCAAUUCUCGAGGAUGAAAGAUAUGACUUCAUCAAAGGCUCAUUAGUCAACCUCAUCAAAAAGUGGAUAGACAAGGCUUACUACAUUGACAUCAUCAAUGAAUUUGGAGAUCCUGAAGAUAUUAGAAUCAUCUGAUUUAAAUUAAUCAAAGAGCCUUUCAUUCUUAAAGAAUUCUGGGAGAGUGAUUAUAAGUUCAAUACACCUUUCUUCCAACUGAUUAGAGAAGGUUAUCUGCUAGGGUUCCCUGAAAACUUGCUAAAAUUCUGUAAGAUCAGCCUUUACCUAACUGGGAACAAAGAAGCCGACUUCAGUCAAUACAUCAUUGAUUUCUUCAGAAAUUUUGACUCCUUUGUCACUUCGCUUGACGCAAACUACAGGAAAUCACUUGAAGGAGAUUCUUCAUAUAUGAGAAAGAGCACUUUUGCAGGAGAAGGAGAGUUUGACUUUGAAAUUACCAAGAGCUUUGAAAUCUCCAGCGGAGAUGAUAUUGAGAUCUAUGUUCCUGAAGGAACCAAAGCGAGAGUAUUCCCACUCAGAAGAGAGUUUUAUGAGCUCAAGAUUAAAUAUGACCUCUGGCCAGCUCUCUUUUCAAGAUGGAAACAAUCAAUUCUAAGAUCAGGAGAUAGAGAUAAUUCGGAAGGUGCUCUAAGAUACUAUAAAGAUGAAAUUGAAUCAAUCAGCUCCUUUGUCAGUCAGAUAUUGUUGAUUAAUCCAGCUCAUUGUGAAAUACUUAAAAUUGAGCAUGAUGUAGUUUCUUUUGAAAGAAAUAUUAAGACUAUUGUGAACUUAUUGUUGAGAAGUCUAAACCAAAUCAAGGUACUUGAGCAGAUUCUAAAAGACGAUAGGCAAAGUGAGAUUGAAGAGACCUUGCGCUCUCUUUCUUUAAUAAUAUCUGCAAUUGGGAGUCUGUACUCGAUUCCAUCAGCAAGGAGUUGAAUUUCUGAGUGUCUCAACAAAUUUGAAAAAGAUCUUAUCGAUACAGAAAAGCCAUAUGGAAAUACAUACACUGUCUACAAUCAUUCUCAUCACAAUAGAUUGAUUCAUCUUUUCAAAGAACUUAAUGAGCUUGAAUGGAAUUACUCAAGAGGAAAUUAUCAUGUGACUAAAGCUAUAUGAGGACUUGGUCCAGCUAUAAUGUCAGAUCCAUACCCAUCCAGCAAUCUUAUUCAGAUCCUUGAAGUUAUCAAGGAGAUAAAAUAUAGAAUGAAUAGGGCUAACCUUGAAAUUUAUCUAAACCUCCUUGAAACUUAUAAGCUUGCUCUCCAAAAAUUCCAAACUUGCCCAACUAAAGCAAAUCUUAACUUGAAGAACGUGCAAAAGGAUAAAUUCUUCCAUACAAUCAGAAGUUUCCUUGACGACUGUGACAUCCAGAAAAUACUGGAAGAAGUUUUGGAGAUUGAUACUAACAACGUUAAUAUUCUUAGUGAAGGAUACCCUUUUAAGAGCUCUGAAAGAUUCUUGUACAUCAACAAGAUCUUGAAGAAAUAUCAGGAUGAAUGAACCGCCGAGGAUAAGCUGAUUAUUAAAUCACUAGUCCUCUCUGCUUUGGAGUGCUUAAAUAUAAUCUUAGAAAUGAUUCACACAGUCACAAUUGUAAAGAAAGACAAGAAUAUCUCAAAGAUGUCAAAAGGAAUUCAUCAGUACCAUAUGAUCAACUUGAGAAUUGUUAAUUAUAUCAAAGAGGCUUUGUUGGCGAACUCUUCAUUCAUGACAGAUUUAGAAGAAAAUAAGAUCUUACUUACAGUAGCUCAUUAUAUCAACUUUGAAAGUAGACACUCUCUACCAACUGAUGAGAGAAAGGUUAUUCACUACUCAUGUGGAUCUUUACUAAAUGCAUCAUCUGCCGCACUUCGUUGUUUGACCCAAAUAGUCAGAAUUUGGGAAUUAUCGCCUGUAUCUAGACAGAUCUCCUUAGCCCCUUACCUGAGUUAUGAAGAUAAUGGAUUUAAACACUCAUCUACAAUGAUUGCUAAAUCUCUUUCUAAUCCAGAGGAAGCUCAUGAAUUAUUGAACUUCUUAAUUUGCUGUUUAAAUUCGCAGACUGCCUUCAUCAAUGGAUUCUUUAAGAAUGAAGAUUUUUUCCAGAGCAUUAUAAACACAUUUUGAAAGCACCCAGACAGAAUCCUUCAAACCUGUGCAGGACCAUUAAACACGAAAGCUUAUGACUCUCUUGAAUACAAAAUUAAGAGACUAUCUAAAAGAGUUGUAGGAAUGCUUAUGAUAUUAGUCUCCGAGCUCAUCCAGAAUAACAAGGUUAAGAGAAACAAGAAAGCAAAAGAGGCUACAAACAUGUUCCUUGAUUCUUAUCUAUUCAAUGGAGUCGACUUGAUUGAAGAGUUGUUCAUUAGUAGGGAGCAUACCUCUCAUGAAGAAUUUGAUAUGUCAAUCAAGACCAGUACUUUUAGAAGAGAAGGUAAUACAAUUGAGUAUCAAAGAAGAGAAGAACUUCUAGAACAAAAAGUUCAAGAUAUUUGCUUCUCAAACCAUGUAGUCUCUUCUUACUUGCUCAUCAUCUCAAAUCUUCUGAUUUCACUUGAUAAAGAUAAUGAAAAUAAGAAUAAAGCUCUAAAAUUAUUGGCAAUUCUCUACAGAGGAAAAAUUAUCGAUCUCCUUGAAAAACUAAUGAACGAUAGACUCACUUCAACUGGAGAAGUGUCCAAAGAGUUCUUUGAAGAAUUAGAGAGACUUGAAGAUCUAAACUCACUUGAUUUUGAUCAAAAUGAAGGAGAUGGUAAAAAGACAUACUUCCCCAUAGCAGAUAAGUCAGAUCUCCUGAUUAAUAUCAGCCAGCUACAGUACAUUAAUUCCAAUAGUGAUUCUCAGAAUUAUCUGACAACUUGGAAACCAGAGAAGCAAAGAGUGUUCAGGAAGAAUCUUAAUGCCUAUGGAAGAUCUUUUGUUCUCGAUAGAAACGAGAUGUUUUACAUGAUGAAAAGCAGCUAUUACGCUUCAUCUUAUAUUAACUCCUUUAUUUCCAUUCUAGGAAAAUUCAAUCUGGAGAUGAGUUUGAUUGACAGUGAAAGAUAUUUGAUUAGCAACAUCCAUGACCAAUUUGCAUUUAUCUCAAGCCUUGGGCACGAUGGAUUCCUCGGAUCAAGUCAUGAUAAGAUUCCAACAAGCAUCAAGCAGGCAAGUAAAGAGCUAAAUUAUGGAUUCUCUUUCUUCACUCUUGUUGGAGGAAGAGGAACAAAAAUUAGAAAGAAAGAAUUCUCUGAAUUCAAGAAUAAGCUGAUUGACAAGGUAGGAUCUCUUGCUGCACUUUUGUGGAACUCCAUCAAGCAUGACGUGGCAGAGUACAACCAGGCUUAUAUUGACGUCAAUGGAGUAGUUGGAAAACUGUUUGGCCAAAAGCUCUGCUUCUUCAAGACUAUUUUCCAUAAUAUGAUAUAUCUUGGAGGACUUGAACAUUCAGAAAUCGAGACUUUUGAGGGAGGUUCUCAUAGUAGAGAUUACUCUAAUGAAAAACCCAAAAGAGAUUCAGAUGUAGAUGAAGAAAUGACUAAGCAUAGAAUUGUCAAUAUCUCAGCUGAUAUUAUCACUAAGCUCGAAGAACUACUUUAUUAUAGAACUAGAUUUAGAUCUGAUCUCCCAACUGAAGAACUCUUACUUGAAAAUAUGCUAGAAUUUGUUCCAAUCUUUAUGAAUAAUGUAAUCGAAAACCAAAUCCUCACUGAAUCCCAAGAAAGAUUAGACACAUGAAUUAUAGAGGUUGCCAAGAAUCUCAGAUAUAUUCUUGAUUACAAAGAUGACAAAUACUAUGACUCAGUAGUAUUGAUCUAUGAGCAGCUACUUAAAGUACUUGAUGAUAAAUUCGAGAUUAAAGGGCUAUAUAGAAUGAAGGAAAGUAUAGUAAUCAAGAAAAUGAUGGCCAAGAUCACUCAAAGUAAUUGCACAGAAAGCCAAUUCUUAUCUACCCUCAAAUUCAUGAUUGCAUAUUCUUCGACCUCUGAAGGUGCACUGCAUUUAUUUGAAGAAAGAGUGAUUCCCGCUUUAAUUGCUUCUCAUUGUCUGAAGAAUUUAGAUGACCACGAAUACUAUGAAAUCAAGGAGAGAAACACUAAGCAUAUUCUUUGGCUAUGGACUCUUCACUUGAUGAGACAGCUCACAAUGAUGCUUAUCCAAAAUAGCGAAUUUACCUACACUCUGAUUAACUUCAUUGUUUCCUUUGAGAAAAGAAUAAUGAGUUCACUACAAUUCAAGGGAUAUAUAGAUGGAAAGAAGCAGUUCAAAUCAUUCUCGAUUGCUAGGUUAGAAGAAAUAGAGCAUAUUGUCAAUCUUAUGGCUUUCUGUCUCCAGAGCUAUGACCAAUGGAAAGAUCAAAAUAGUGAUCAGGUUGAUUGGUUAGUCAAUAUUUUAUUCAGUUAUACUGUAAAUCUAUUCCAAUCUAAUGUUGCUCUUAAUGACUGUUUCCAUCCGAUAUCUCAAUUCGAGAAGUAUAUCAACAGCUUAUCAGAGCAAGGUGAAAUCGGGGUUGGAUCUAGAGAAUUAGGUGAUACAGAUCUUAUCAAUCAGUCAUCAGCUGGAAGCUUCUCAUCUAUUUCCCAGACUGAUAGAAAUUUCAUGAGAAACAAAGUAGUUACAUCCUUAAGAACCCCAAUGAAGGGAGAGACCUCAGAAAAGAGCUUUAAAAUGCUUGAGAAUGAUCAAUAUGCUAAGAGAGCAUAUAAGAGCUCAAGCUUAGUGAACUAUAUGGCUGAUAAAUACCGUCCAAAUGCUUUUAUUCUAAAGGUUGAAGUAACUCUCUCAAAAAUUGCUCUUAUGAUGCUAAGAUGUAUGCACUUGAUAUUGAAGGAAGAGAUCAAGAUCGGCUCAAGAUCUGACUUUAUCAAGCAACUAUCUUUCUACCACGAAGUGAACAAUGAGACAAGAAUCUUUUUGAUUUGUUCUAACAUCUUUGAUGUUAUCCAAUUCUCUUUACAUUGUCAAGGAAAAUGGGCAAACAAUUUUGAAGGUGUCAAGAAGCUCAACAAGGUGCUGAAUGGAGCUUAUCUCUCUAGUGAGAAUACUAUGGAUACUAUUAUUGACAUGGAAGACGUCUUACAAAUAAGCCAAUCUACUACAGAGCUUGGAUUGAUGCUUUCAAUGAUGCUGCUCAAAGCAAGCCAGCUUUCAAAAGAAGAAUCACUAGAUAAGAAUUACUUGGAAAUUGCAGAUCAAAGACUUGUGAACAAGAUAAACUCUUUUACUGAAGAAUGGAGAAGACUGAAAGCAGAAAAUGAAGAAGUCAGCCCAAAAAAGAUGAGAUAA
Molecule: messenger RNA, 6443 nt
Organism: Moneuplotes crassus
Lineage: Eukaryota; Ciliophora; Spirotrichea; Euplotida; Euplotidae
Source: the annotation of a GenBank genome assembly